AUGGCUUUAAUUCCAGCAGGUCCUGAUUUGAGGAUUGUGAUGAUUGGAAAAACUGGUGUGGGCAAGAGUGCUGUUGGGAACACCAUCCUGGGAUACGAGUUCAUCAAAAGAGAAAUUGUGAAAUGUGUUGAAAUCUCCUGUCCCGGUCCUCACGUGUUCCUGUUGGUCAUCCAAAUCGGCCGAUUCACCAAAGAAGAGAAAAACUCAGUGGAAGCCCUGCAGGAGCUGUUUGGCCCCGAGGCAAACAAGAAACACACUGGUACCACAGUAAAACUUGUUCUACUGGGAAUGGCUGGAACUGGAAAGAGUGCAAGUGGAAACACCAUCCUCGGAAAGAAGAGCUUCAUGUCUAAACCCAGUUCAAAGCCGGUCACCACAGAAUUCCAGGUGGCAGAAACUGAGAUGAAUGACUUACAUGUACGUGUGAUUGAUAGCCCAGACAUCUUUGAUGAUGACAUUGAAGCAUCAGUCACAGACAAACAUGUAAAAAAGUGUAAACAGCUCUGUGAGUCAGAACCCUGUGUGUAUGUACUCGUGAUGCAUGUGAGCAGAUUUACAGAUUGUGAGAGAGACAUCAUGGAAAAGUUAGAAAAAGCUUUUGGGAGAGAAGUUAAAGAAAUCCUGUUCACACGGGGAGACGACCUGCAGCAGGCAAAAAUGAUCUUGAAGGAUUUCCUGCAUUCCUGCCAACCUGGUCUGAGGGAAAUAGUUGAAAAGUGUGGAAACAGGUGUGUUCUCUUUGAGAACAGCAGGUCAAGUUCACAGGAAGUGGAAAAGCUGAUUGACACGGUGAUCGGGCUGUUAGAAUAACAGGCA
Haplochromis burtoni (Burton's mouthbrooder) is the source of this 816-nucleotide messenger RNA. Its product is annotated as GTPase IMAP family member 1-like. Lineage: Eukaryota; Metazoa; Chordata; Actinopteri; Cichliformes; Cichlidae. The record is from RefSeq and is a predicted model, not a curated record. Gene Ontology annotation, molecular function: GTP binding.